This is a messenger RNA of Theobroma cacao (cacao), 973 nucleotides long. RefSeq names its product stem-specific protein TSJT1-like. NCBI's taxonomy places the organism in Eukaryota, Viridiplantae, Streptophyta, Magnoliopsida, Malvales, Malvaceae. The record is from RefSeq and is a predicted model, not a curated record.
CUCAUUCCUAGCAAUUUGCAUUUGCAUAACUCCAGAGAGAGAAGUAGAUACCAUGCUAGGUGUCUUUAGCCGUGAGAUUGUCACGCCACCGGAGGAGCUGGUGGCUGCAGGAAACCGGAGUCCAUCCCCAAGAACCACCGCCUUGGCUUUGCUCAAACGUUUCAUCAAGUGUAACCUCUCUUCGGUUUCCAUACAAAUUGGUGACCAAGUUAACUUGGCUUACUCUCGCCAGAAUGAGUCUCUUCUACAGCCAAGAUCACUUGGAGUCAAAGAUGAUAUAUUCUGCUUGUUUCAAGGGAUGCUUGAUAACUUAGGUAGCCUAAGACAAGAAUAUGGUCUAGCCAAGUCUGCGGAUGGGGUGAUGUUGGUGAUUGAAGCUUACAAAGCGUUGCGUGACCGAGCCCCUUAUCCUCCGAGCCAUGUGAUUGGCCACCUUGCUGGCAAUUUUGCGUUUGUAGUAUUUGACAAGACCACAUCCACUUUGUUCGCGGCUUCUGAUCGGUCUGGCGGGGUUCCCCUUUACUGGGGUGUUACUGCUGACGGAUUUGUGGCAUUUUCUGAUGAUGCAGAGAUGCUCAAAGGUGCAUGUGGCAUGUCACUUGCUUCUUUUCCUAAGGGGUGCUUCUUCUCAACUGCAGUAGGCGGGUUAAUAAGCUAUGAGAAUCCGAAGAACAAGAUCACUGCCAUUCCUGCAGCUGAGGAAGAGGUAUGGGAUGCAACAUUCAAGGUGGAAGGAACAGCGGUUCUCGCAGCCAGAGAGUAAAAAUUAAGUCCCCGUGUUGCAGAGGUGGCAGGGGAUCAAAGCCGGGGGGGUGCCAGGGAGACGUACUUCAACCGUUUGAAAUUGUUAAUUUGGGUUUAGCGUCUGAAUGUCACUGUAAACGGUUUGAGUGAGAACUUUCAAUUGCAGCCUUAUCAAAUUAGUAACUUACAAUCUCAUAAUAAAGCAUGUCAUGACUUAUUGACUUGUCCA